CUGUGUUGUUAUCGAUGAACUAUCGCAUCUUUAGUUGUUUGUUGUUCAUGCCUGAUAACGAGAUCGACGAAACCGAUUGCUGCGGCAAUGGAUGCACCAACUGCAUUCUGGACAACGACAACAAGCCAAAGCCCAGCAAACUUGCAUUGCUGGCGGGAAAGCGCAAUGUUAUUUUGAGCUACACCAAUUUCCGGCUGAUAAGUAAUAAGACGCAUAACGGCGAUGCACAAAUACGACUGUUACACUUUGUCUACGCUGCUACGACUGAGGAUGAAGAUGGCGACGACGAUACUAUAUUGGACAUUCCGCCGGGUCAUCAUGUCAUGUUGCGCGCUCAGUUGACUGAUCAUGCGACGCCGCUGUUGCGCCCCUACUCACCCUAUUGGACAGACUUUGCUGGCAAAGAGUUCAAAAUUCUGGUCAAACUGCAGCCGGAUGGAGCCAUGUCCGGAUUCUUGUCAGCGUUGCAACCGUUGCAGGUGCUACAGUUUCGCGGUCCCAUUGGGAACUAUGUGCACGACACGAGCAGCGCUAAAUGUAUUGUCAUAAUAGCGCAGGGCGUGGCCAUUGCGCCCACGAUGCCACUAGUCUCCCAGGUGUUGGACAACGAGGAUGACAUAAAUCGCAUACGACAUCUGAUAUGUGCCCAGGACUUGCAGCACGUUUACUUUCGUGAACGCUUGCUAGAGUUUGCUCAGUACUGGAAUUACCACAGCUGUCUCUAUCUGACGCAUCAGGAAUGCACCUGUAGCUCUAACGGAAGAGAGCAUCCUUGUGAGCAUUUACGCAAGCAGCUGCGCUACAAGGAGGCAGCACACACUGGACGCCUCGAUGCCAAGCAGCUGGCUUCUCAAGUGUUGCCCCAAGAAGAAUCUAUCAUAGUCAUCGUAGCCGGACAUUCCAGUUUUCAGCGGCACAUGCGUGAAGUAGCAGUCAACGCUUUGAACGUAACGGACGAUAAUAUAUUUUUAUUGUAAAUAAAUAUUUGUUUUUAUAUGUAUAGUUUAUAUAAGAUGCCUUCUGAAUCUUGGCUAGUCCAAGUAAUGUGCUUAACUUUAAGGGACUUACGUUUGGAUUCUGCUUUUAGUUAAAAGUAUACUUCACAUUUAUAGAAAAGUGAAUUUGCUACAUUUGA
Drosophila innubila is the source of this 1135-nucleotide messenger RNA. RefSeq names its product NADH-cytochrome b5 reductase-like. Gene Ontology annotation, molecular function: zinc ion binding; oxidoreductase activity. NCBI's taxonomy places the organism in Eukaryota, Metazoa, Arthropoda, Insecta, Diptera, Drosophilidae. The coding region runs from base 15 to 977 and encodes 320 amino acids. The record is from RefSeq and is a predicted model, not a curated record. The transcript has a single exon.